This is a messenger RNA of Naegleria fowleri, 1620 nucleotides long. RefSeq lists its product as uncharacterized. Bases 1 to 1620 code for a protein of 539 amino acids. The record is from RefSeq and is a predicted model, not a curated record. Gene Ontology annotation, molecular function: GTP binding; GTPase activity. NCBI's taxonomy places the organism in Eukaryota, Heterolobosea, Eutetramitea, Acrasida, Naegleriidae. The transcript is spliced from 2 exons.
AUGAACAACACAUCGGAAUACGGAGAUGAAGAUUGGAAACAAAUUUACAUGUUAUUAACUCGUUAUUCACGAUGGCGUUGGCGUCGUGGACUCGAAAGAAACACCGACGUUGAGAAGGAGAUGAGAAAAAUGAUGAUGAGGACGGAUUUGAACAACGGAGAGGAUGAGGACGACCAUGAGGCAACUGCGACACCACAAAUUAUGAUGUUUAACAAUCCUGUUUAUUUCUCUCCAUUGAUUCAUAAUCAUCAUUUUAAAGCAAUGAUUAUCGGAGAUAAGAAAGUUGGUAAAAGCAGCGUCAUGCUUCGAUUAUUAACUAGACAAUCACCUAAGAGAGACAUGAUCAAAAAAUUAAUUAGCACUGACCACAUGUCACAUUUUUCUGCGCUUAUUCAAAACGUUCAUGAAGAAAAUCACGCCAUCCAAUUACAAAUUUAUGAUUCAAAUAUUGUAGACAUUGGGAGCUAUGUAAAAGUCUGUCGAAUGUAUGGCAUUUUCACACAUUGUGCGAUUAUUGUUUUCAAUGUGAGAAGCAAACGAUCCUAUUUUAAUUCUAUUAACAAAUGGUUGCCAAUGAUUAGAAAACGUAAUCCAACUCUUCCCAUUUUCCUUGUUGCUAACAAGUGUGAUAAUUUCCAAAAAUAUCAUGGUUCUACUCGUUUUGACAUCAAAACACCAUUAGAAAACGUUUCCGAUUCGAAACGAGAUGUCACAAGAGAAGAGGCAGAAGCAAUGGCUCGUGAAAAGAAUAUUAUUUAUAGAGAAGUGAGUGCAGCUACUGGAGAAGGAAUUGAUGAAUUAUGUGCUGACAUUAUUAACACCAUUUAUUGCAAAAUUGUUCAAGUGGUUACAAAGGAUAUUUUGGAUCAAGUGAAUGACAUUUGUGAAAAACUCACUCAGAAAUAUAAUGUAGUAUUUAAACAACGAGUGGUGGAAAUUCCAAAAUUCAUUCCUCCUGUCAAUGAUAGAGAUUAUUAUGAAAAGUUUACUGAAAGUGAAGUUUCUGGUGGCGAAGAUUCAGAACGUGAUGAAUACGAUCAAGAAGAUGAAUAUGAAGAAUUCAACAAGUAUGGAACAAACCAUGCGUACAAUCGUGACCAUGAAUUUGAAGAAGAAUCAGGUGCUCACAUGCAUGUCUCUAAAUUAACACAAACAGAGGAAGAAAAUGAAAUGAAAGGAGUUGUGAAUAUCAUCAAGAAACACAAAUUAGGCAGAAAGGAACAAAAUUCUCCACAAAAUGAUGAUGCUAGUAGUAAUAGCAGUAUUAGUGAUAUGGAAGAGGACGAAAAGAUGAAACAAUUGGUCGAAAAGAGUUUUGCAGAGGCUGAUCAAGAAUUACCCUAUUUUAGAAUCAAUACUUCAUCUCAAGAUAAGAGAAAUUCGAAAUAUUAUGCGAAUACCAAAGCAUUGAUGGGUGGUUUGACUGAGGAUAAUAUUAAGGAAAUUGAAAAGGUGAUACAAAAGUCACAUGUCAGUGUUGAUGGGAAAGCCACAACCUCAUCCAACGUGCAACAAGAGAAUUCAACUGCUGAAACUUCAACAAAUGAGACUGCUCCUGGCCAAGAAGGAACCAAUGUUAGUAACUCAGAAGAUCCCAACAAGAAGUGCUUGGUUCAAUGA